Messenger RNA from Dentiscutata erythropus, 1091 nucleotides. NCBI's taxonomy places the organism in Eukaryota, Fungi, Glomeromycota, Glomeromycetes, Diversisporales, Gigasporaceae. The record is from the annotation of a GenBank genome assembly.
CUGGAAUUUCAGGAUUUCUGCAAGUGCCUUAUAAAACGGGCACGGGCACGGCAGUAUUAAAAAAAAUCUCGUAUUGGCAAACGGCAACCUAUAGUAGCGCUAAGCCUUCCGCUAUCGAAGAAAAUUCUAAACAAAAUGUACCAGAGCGUUCUUCAUGGCUUUAUACUUAUCUUCCACCGAAGCUUGUGCCUUAUGCUCUUCUUGCACGUUUGGAUAAACCUAUAGGAACUUGGCUCUUAUAUUUACCCUGCACAUGGAGUAUUACGAUGGCAACAUAUCACGCGCAAUUACCAGUUUCUCAGACUAUUUAUAUGUUAACUCUUUUUGGUGUUGGAGCAUUCAUAAUGAGAGGUGCUGGAUGCACGAUCAAUGAUCUUUGGGAUAAGAAAAUAGAUAAACAGGUAGAACGGACACAGACUCGACCACUUGCUUCAGGAGUAGUGACUCCUUUUCAGGCCCUCAUUUUUCUAGGAUUACAAUUAUCAGCGGGAUUGACAGUCUUGACCCAGUUAAAUUAUUAUAGUAUUAUUCUCGGAGCGACAUCUUUAAGUAUUGUUUCUAUAUAUCCAUUAAUGAAACGCGUAACUUUUUGGCCGCAACUCUACCUUGGAUUGGCUUUUAAUUGGGGUGCAUUAUUGGGUUGGCCAGCGAUGAUUGGCAACAACGAUUGGUUGGUUACUCUCCCGUUAUAUUUUGCUGGUGUUUGUUGGACGUUGGUGUAUGAUACGAUUUAUGCGCAUCAGGAUAAGAACUUUGAUAGUGUGAUUGGGAUAAAGUCAACCGCCCUCCUUUUCGGAGAUAAUACCCGACUAUGGUUAAGUUUUUUCUCAGGAUCAAUGGUGACAUUUCUCUUAAUUGCUGGACAGAUGAACGACCACAGCUGGCCCUUCUAUUCGAUUUCUGUUUUGGGAACAGGAGCUCACCUUGCGUGGCAACUCCGUACAGUAAAUUUUGACGACGUGGUUGAUUGUGAUAGAAAAUUCCGUAGUAAUAAAUGGAUUGGCGUCCUGGUGUUGAGUGGUAUUUUAGCCGACAUCGUUCGGAAAGCUUUAAAUAGUGAUCAAUCAACAAGCGUUUCAAAAAUAGAUUAA